CGAGCAGAAAGGGAUCAGUAUAAAACAAACUUUAUUUCGGGCAACUUCUAUUCGCGCUCCUAGAUAUUUUUUUCCUUCCUUUAAUCUUAUUGAUAAGUUAUCAAAUUAUCUAGUACACGUGUGUAAUACUCGCAGAUUCAACAAUAGACUAAAUGAUUACGUAAUGCAUACAAUAUAAAUAAUAGUGUGGCACAAUACAAAAGUAGAGGCGGGACUGAAAAAAAAAAUAAAAAAAUAAAAUAAAAUACAACGCAGUGGCUUUAUUUGAUUUGCGUCAUCGAUGGGACACAUAACAACAGUGGGCCUUGAAUUAAAGAGAGCAAUCUUAUAACACCCGAGUGCUAAUGAUAAAAUAAUUAAAUUAAUGAUAAAAUAAUUUAGUUAAUUUAAUAACGGAGAAAAGAUAAUUGAGAUUAAUUAUUAAUUAAUUAGUGGCAAGUCAUAAGAUUUGGAUUCCGAUGAGCAAGUGGCGUGAGACCGGGCUUAGAAGAAAGAACGAUUGAGUAGAUUAUGAUUAUGAUUAUGGUGAUCGAGGAUUUAGGAUCGAGAGUGAGGAAUUGAGGAAGAUCGGUGAUCGGUGAUGGUCGUGGGUAUAAAGGUGUCAUGAAUAAGAGAAGAAAAAGAAGAGAAACGGCAAGAUCUUCUCAUGAAGAAUACAAGUGUUAUCGCGUUUCUUAUUCUUUUGUACACCGUCACGGUUUUAUGCAUCACGGUUUCCGUUGCAUUUAGACAUCAUGUUUUACCUUGUGAUGAUCGCAGAUCUCAUACACAAACAAUGAAAUCAUGUACCUACGACACGGACUGCAUUGAGAACGCAUAUUGUUUCAAUCGUGAAACAUGUCACUGUAAAAACGGUCACGUCAUCAAUCGUAACCACACUCACAUGCAAUGCCUGGAGAUCGCAUCAAACCUGGGAGACGCGUGCGAGGAGAACAUACAGUGUGAAAUGACAUUUACGAGCCAGGCCGAGUGUCGAAACAAUGUUUGUACCUGCGUCGAUGGGUCACACUAUGAAGAGGAGCAGAGACGCUGCUACGAAUCUGUUGGAAUCGGAAAAAUGUGCAAGACAAGUUACAAUUGUUACGUAGAGGGCUCAGAGACAUUUUGCUUCAAUGGAUAUUGCAUUUGUCCUUUAUUACACCAUCCGAGUAGCGACGAAACAAAAUGUCUGAAAAGUACUGCCUUGGGAGAAAUGUGUUCGAUCGAUGAAGAAUGCAUAGCAGAAAAUUCACGGUGUAUCGGAUUAUGCAGUUGCAAAAUUGACUACGUUUUGUCUAAAGAUAAAAAAAGAUGUCUGAAAGCGGCUAAUGUUAUUGGAGAUCCUUGCGAGGAGGAUUUUCAAUGUUCCGCUUUUUUGAAGAAUACAAAAUGCAAUGAAGAAAAUGUCUGCGCUUGCGUACUUGAUUUUAAGCCACGUGAAUCUAUUUGUCUGAGAAAAAUUAAUCCAGCAAUGAUCGGUAAAGCGUGUUUCAGCAGAUCACAAUGUGUUCAUCCACCAGCGGAUUCUGAUCUUAAAGACACAGAGGUCGCUAAUGUCGAUUGUAUUGCAGGACUUUGUUCAUGCGCACAAGAUUACACUUUGACAGAAGACAAAACUGACUGUAUCAGAUUUAGCGAAAAUGGAACGGGAAAAAUAAAAACUCAUUCAUUAUUAAUUUUGAUCACCAUAAAAAUACUACAAAUACUUUAACCUAUAUCUACAAAUUUCAACUUAUUAACUAAUUAACAAACUAGAGGCUCUAUUUAUUUAUUUAAAUUUACUUAGACACUUAAGUACCUGUUUUAACUAAAAAAAAAAUUAAUUUACUGAAAAAUACCAAAGUAUUUUAAAAAAUAACAUUUUAUGUUUACUAUAAAAAUAAAAAUUAGAUAUUUACAAUGAUUGCACUUGCUGAUGAUUGAUUUGUUUAUUUUAAAAGUUCGUUCAAAAGUUCACAUGAACUAUUGACCUAUCGAUUGUUGUUGGAUGAAAGGUUGCGUGACUAAGUCUAAUUUAGGUCUCGAAUUUUUUGUCGGUUCUCGAUCCCGUUUGUUUGAGGAUGAGUAUAUAUAUUGUAUAACAUAUAUUGUGAGUCAGCACGAAAUACUAUAGCCCUAUUAUGUUUCUUUGAUACUUCAUUUUCGUCAACUUUUUUUUGUCAAUUAACGAACGAUCAAUAAAUUAUCAAGUUUUUGUGUCUAUUUUUUUAA
Messenger RNA from Cotesia glomerata, 2190 nucleotides. RefSeq names its product prion-like-(Q/N-rich) domain-bearing protein 25. The record is from RefSeq and is a predicted model, not a curated record. Lineage: Eukaryota; Metazoa; Arthropoda; Insecta; Hymenoptera; Braconidae. The coding region runs from base 647 to 1690 and encodes 347 amino acids. The transcript is spliced from 9 exons.